Molecule: messenger RNA, 1638 nt
Organism: Sesamum indicum (sesame)
Lineage: Eukaryota; Viridiplantae; Streptophyta; Magnoliopsida; Lamiales; Pedaliaceae
Product: fatty acyl-CoA reductase 3
Biological process (GO): long-chain fatty-acyl-CoA metabolic process; suberin biosynthetic process
Cellular component (GO): intracellular membrane-bounded organelle
Molecular function (GO): alcohol-forming very long-chain fatty acyl-CoA reductase (NADP+) activity
Source: RefSeq, a predicted model, not a curated record
UCUCUUCCUAUCCUCAACUCAUUUGCAAUGGAAGACACUCAAAUUUUUGAGUACUUCGAGGGCAAGACAAUUUUCAUCACUGGUGCCACUGGCUUUCUAGCAAAGAUUUUUGCAGAGAAGAUACUUCGUGUCCAGCCCAAUAUUAAAAAAUUAUUUCUUUUAAUUAGAGAGACAACCAAAACGACUAGCAAACAACGCUUACAAGAAGAGGUUGUCGACACCGAGCUAUUUCGAGUUCUAAGAGAAGAGUAUGGGGUGAACUUCAAUACUGCUCUAUUAUCCAAGAUUGUUCCAGUUUCGGGUGAUGUUUCUCUUGAGAAUUUAGGAAUAGUCGAUCCAGAAGUGCGUGAAAAUAUGUGGGAGGAAAUAGAUAUUAUUGUCAACUCAGCCGCAACAACCAAAUUUGAUGAGAGGUAUGAUAUUGCAUUGAGAAUCAAUGCUUUGGGAGCCUCGCAUGUACGCAACUUUGCUAGCAAGUGUUCAAAACUAGAGAUGCUUGUUCACGUCUCUACAGCUUUUGUGCACGGAACGAGGAUAGGACUCAUACCAGAGAAGCCGUUCAGUAUGGGUGAGACACUUGAUGGAUCUAAAAUUUCGUAUUUGGAUAUCAACAAGGAGAAGAAGAUAAUAGAGGAAAAAUUAAGCAGGCUUCAAACUCAAAAGGCAACAGAGAAAGAAAUCACAAGAGCUAUGAGGGAUUUGGGCAUUGAAAGAGCAACAUUGCAUGGGUGGCCAAACACGUACGUGUUUACAAAGGCAAUAGGAGAGAUGUUUCUGGAGAAUUUCAAAGAGAAGGCUACAGUCAUCAUAAUACGUCCAACCAUUAUUACAAGCACAUAUAGAGAGCCGUUCCCCGGUUGGAUUGAAGGCGUAAGAACUUUGGAUAGCAUCUUUGUUGGCUAUGGUCAAGGCAAGUUGAAAUUCUUCGUGGGUGAUCCAGACUCAACACUUGACAUGAUACCAGGAGACAUGGUGGUAAAUUGUAUGCUUGCAGCAAUAGCAUCACAUUCCAAUGAUUUUCAACAUAGUUUAUCCGUUUAUCAUAUUGGUUCGUCACGGCGAAAUCCUGUUAAAUUUGAAGAACUUAAGUGGCUAAUGCAUCGUUAUUUAACUGAAAAUCCAAUGUUUGAUACUAGAGGAAAACCUAUCAGAGUGGGGCAACCUACAACUUUAAGCACCAUGGCUAGCUUUCACAAUUAUAUUGCAACCCAUUACUUGCCAUUACUCAAGAUACUGAAAGUAAUAAAUAUGAUGUUUUGCAAUCAUUUUGAAAGCUUGUAUACCAAUAUGAGACGAAGAAUCAACAAUGCCAUGCGUCUAGCAGAAUUAUACAAGCCUUAUGUGUUUUUCCAAGGAAUCUUUGAUGAUGUUAACACUGAAAACCUACGGAGGACAAUAAGAGAAAGCAACAAGAACGUGGUGCUUAACUUUGAUCCGAAGUGCAUUCAAUGGGAAGAGUACUUUGAGAAUAUUCAUUUUCAGGGACUCACCAAAUAUGUAUUGAGUGAUCAUUAAGGAUAGUUGUGCAAGUCUUACAAUUCACGUAUUGUAACUUAGUAAUAAAUAAUGAAAAUAAUAGUAAAGGGUUUUUAUUUGGAAACUGUUCUAGUAAGAUGGUAAACUGAUGAUGGUUCCUUA